Molecule: messenger RNA, 596 nt
Organism: Dicrocoelium dendriticum
Lineage: Eukaryota; Metazoa; Platyhelminthes; Trematoda; Plagiorchiida; Dicrocoeliidae
Source: the annotation of a GenBank genome assembly
AUGCUGGUGAAAAACGUGAAAUGUGAAACAAACAGAUCGCCGUCAUGGGAUGGAAAUUCCGCCACAGCUACCACAAACCUCCUUCCACCUAGAUCCAAGUGGCCGCAACCAAUAGUGUGCCGCCGUGUCCCCACUGACCGUCUCCGCACUGGGCUGUCGAUUUCAACUUACCGGAUCCAUGAUUUGCGCUCGUUCGCGAUGCCAACCAGCCGGUUACGUUUCGUUGAAGAUAUAACAGAGACAAACGAGAAGGGAACUGACAUUGGAUGUGCAAUGUUACUUCCUCCGCUCAUAUUGAAAUUUAGCGAAAAAGUGAAGCUAUUUGUGGUCCACUGUCAUCUAUCCACUUCCCGGGCAAAGAAAUCGUACUGAUCCCACUAUGGAGAUGCUAAUAACGUACGCCGAUAUGUCCCGUGCCUUCAUAACAAUAAAGCGCACAUCAUUGCAACCGGUGCUAAGGUAAUUUUUAUCCGUGCCGACAGAACUCUAUCCAUUCAAGUUGAUGAAAGUUGGUACAAAGUCGUACGUGGACCGAAUACUGAGAACUUGACGAAGGUGGUAUUUCCUAUCGUUCUACCGGACACGGGAGCAUCAGG